Messenger RNA from Microtus ochrogaster (prairie vole), 888 nucleotides. RefSeq names its product UL16-binding protein 6-like. Lineage: Eukaryota; Metazoa; Chordata; Mammalia; Rodentia; Cricetidae. Bases 1 to 888 code for a protein of 295 amino acids. Gene Ontology annotation, biological process: immune response; antigen processing and presentation of endogenous peptide antigen via MHC class Ib; antigen processing and presentation of endogenous peptide antigen via MHC class I via ER pathway, TAP-independent. The record is from RefSeq and is a predicted model, not a curated record. Gene Ontology annotation, cellular component: external side of plasma membrane. The transcript has 5 exons.
AUGUGGUUUGCAGCCACAAAGCUCAUUCCUUUUGCUCUGACAUUGCAUCUGUUCCUCCCGGUCCCGCCCGGCUGUCAGUGUACACCUCUCCAUUCAGAUGCUGCUUCUCUUUGCUACAGCUUCUCUGUUAACAAGACAGGGUCUGGACCAUGGUGGCGCAAAGUCCAAGGCCAACUGAAUGAAGAGCCUUUUAUUUCCUGUGACAGUAACAACAACUGCCAUGCUGUUGGUCUUCUGGGGAACAGACUGGAUGCUACAAAGCCCUGGGAGGCACAGGUUGGCACUCUGAAAGAUGUAGCUGACCUGUUCAAAGAUCAGAGCAUUCAGAUGAACCUGGAGAAUAAUGCAAUGAGAGAUCAGCCCACUUUACAGGCCACCAUGCUUUCUCAGUAUGAACAAGGACAAAAUGUUGGUGCCUCCUGGAGGUUUAACAUCAGUGGAAAGUAUUCCUUCAUCUUGGACACAAUGAAUAUGAGCUUUAAACAGAUUAGUCUUGAAGCCAGAUCUAUCAUGAAUGAUGAACAAUUAAUGAAAGACCUCAAGAUAAUCUCCACAGCAGACUGCAGUUACUGGCUCAAGGAACUCUUAAAGCACCAGAAGAAAAAUCAAAGAUCAACAUCAAGGGCCACAGGUAUCACCCUGCUCACAUCUGCAUCUGCCACACAGCCUCAGCUUACCACCAAGCUUCAAUAUGAGAAAGUAUUUGUCCCCAUAGCAGCAGUCAUUGCCAUAAUCUUACCUUUAAUUGUUGGAAUAGUUGUGAAACCUCAUCCCCAAGGAGGGACCACACAAGUUCGAAGGCAGUUGGAGAUUUCUUUGACAGCAGAAAAAGACUUCAAUUCAGUAGCUGAACCAACUUUGGGACUGUUCGGGCUUCUGUUGCUGUGA